Parastagonospora nodorum SN15 is the source of this 1824-nucleotide messenger RNA. RefSeq lists its product as hypothetical. The transcript is spliced from 4 exons. Gene Ontology annotation, molecular function: 7S RNA binding; endoplasmic reticulum signal sequence receptor activity; signal recognition particle binding. Bases 1 to 1824 code for a protein of 607 amino acids. NCBI's taxonomy places the organism in Eukaryota, Fungi, Ascomycota, Dothideomycetes, Pleosporales, Phaeosphaeriaceae. Gene Ontology annotation, biological process: SRP-dependent cotranslational protein targeting to membrane. Gene Ontology annotation, cellular component: signal recognition particle, endoplasmic reticulum targeting. The record is from RefSeq and is a predicted model, not a curated record.
AUGGACAUCACCAAGUUUGUCAGCGAGUUCCGCGAGUCGGCGUUCCUGCUGGGCGACUACAGCACAUAUCACACCCAGUUGUCCCGCCGUCUGCGGAUCGUGGAGAAGAAGCUUGGGCGGGCGACCCCCAAGAACGCCAAAUAUGCUGCAAAGGCCCCUGUCACUGCCGAGGACAUUGCAAAAAACAAUGAAUUUCUUCAUCUGCUGCUGCUCACCUCGGAGCGGGCAUGGGCCCAGGCAAUGGCUAUGAAGGCAGCCCACUCCGAAGACAACGCCGACAAAAACAUUACCGGCUCGACACGCAAGCACAUCGUUUCGCGACUUCACAAGGCGGUUCAGACCGCCAAACAAAUCAUCCAACUGCUUUCCGACUCAGGCGCAAGCGGCGCAAACGACACAGACGUACUAGAGGCAAAGGCAUACCGAUACGCCUUGGCUGGUGCUGAAGAAUUCGAGAAGCAGGCCGAAGGUGUCAAAGCUAGCAGCGCUUCACCGCAACGCUGGAAUUUAUGCCUGACCAACUACUCGGCUGCAAGAGUCAUCUAUAGCUCACUGCUGAAGGCUACGAAGAAGGACUUGUUCAAGGAAGUGCUCGGUGGAACGAUUGAUCCCAGCAUUCGCUAUGCUGCUUACCAGAGUCGCAUUCCCAGAACAGUUGGUGUGCCCGCUAUCGCCAGGAAGUUCUUUCCCCAGGACGAAGCAGAUUUGGUGAAGGCUGUCAAGCAGCUGGAUGCUGCGUCCUUGGAGGAGGAAGACGAUGCAUCGUCCCCAAACAUUGUGGAUGCUGCCAUUGGGCAAGCGCUCGUUUCUGCCGACGCUGCAUCGGCUGUGCUGAACGAUUCCCAAGCUGGCGCUGCCACCGCCAAGGAUCGCGCCAACGCAUAUGACGACAUUCUCAUCGCGAGUCAGGACACUGUAGACGCAACCCGAAGAGCCAUAGAGGAGUUGGAGAAGGAGGGGGUGGACGAGGGCGAUGCGCGCAUGCAGGACCUCCGCGUUACGAACCUCGCAGUGAACUACGAUUUGAUCUCUUGGAGGGUGGGCAGGAACAGGGUGCUGAUAGGUGCUGAUGACGGAAUCACUUUCCCACCAAAUCCUCCACAAAAGCCACGACGACCACGCAAAGACGGCAAGGAGUGGACAGAGCGCGAGGAGCCCACUGGUCGCAAGCUCGCCCGGUUGAGGGAGCGCAUUGCACUGUACGAUGCCAUCUUACAGAGCAUAGACUCUGUGAAGGAGCUUCGAGGUGCUGCUCGUGACACAGCCUUUGUCUCCGAGCUGGAUGGGCCAACGUGCCUACUUCCAGGCACUGAAAUGCCUAAACUUAUCGCAUUCAUACGCAUUCCUGUCGAAACCAAAGGAGGCAUUGGCACUUUGCAAUCGUGCAUUGUCCCUGUCGUCACAGGCUGUAUCUGCCCCGCGGCCUUCGACGUCCUCUCCGUCCGAGGCGUUGAAAUUAGGGGUGACAGAGCAAGGCUCGAGAAUCUUACAUCGCACUACCGGGGCGUGGUCGCACUGUCUCAGCUGUUUGCCAACUCGGAUACAGCUUCGAAGGUUGGUCUGUCGAAUGCGGCACCAGUCGUCGAGAGGCUGAACGAGUACCCGAUAUCUGGUUCGGUGGAUCUCAAGAAUCUGGUAACUUGGCCACCAAAGCUCAAGCCUGUUCCAGUCAAGCCCUUGUUCUUGGACGUUGCGUGGAACUACGUCGAGUACCCUGGCCGCACGCCAGCGAAGCAGGAACCAGUGCCAGAAAAGGCUCCAGCAGAGGAGACACAGCCGGAAAGACCGGCAGCAAAGAAGGGGUGGUUUUCUUUUGGUAGGUAA